GCAGCAGUGAGCGCGCCUUCUACUUUCCGUAGAGAUCGCGCGCUUCUUCGUCGGAAUCCCAUCGAUAUUCCCUAUGAUUUUCAAUAAUCUUCGCUCUCUACAUUCUUUCUCUUCGUUCUAACUAAAAUAAAACAAUAUUAUCCAUCAUUAAAUUCCAUUCGUGUAUCGUCUACCGAAAGUGUCUGAGGUUGAAGUUCAAAUCGUGAUCCAGAUAGUUAGUGUGCUUUUGUCAUUUCGUGGAACAUAGUUGUAUCAGCUGUUGCUCCUGGUAAACUUUCAAUCAACUACAGUGAACAAAAAUUCGUCCAAUUUAAAUAUAAUCCAUAAUCAAGUGAUUUUUCACAAAUUGAUAUCUCUGUCUUCGCCGGAAGACACUCGGUUUAAUGAAUGAAAAUGAAACAAUCUCACUGGCGUAUGAAAAAUUUGAGUUAUCUUCAAACUUGACGACGAUUAAGGUGAUACUUUAACUCCAUGGGUUCGAUGAAUAACUACGUCUCGUUAUGGUGCACCAUGAAAGGACUCUGACGAUACAUGGUACGAUGAUACCAUCCGACGUACCCUGAUGAUACCGGUUAGGUGUUGGGGUCCGUCUAUUUCCAGCGUCCAAGUUCCACGUCCUACGACUUUAUCCUGAAAAAUAGCACCGUUACGUCAUUAUCGAUGACGGGUAGGCGCAAAGUGUAGCCGUGUAUGAAGGAAGACGUUAAUGGACCGUGGACGGUGCAUACGAUUAGCCGAUCGAGUAGCUCCAUUAAUAACCGUGCAAGACGCUUUAUAGACUCAGGGAAACGGUUUAAAAAGGACGAGAACCCUCGGCCGGAGGCUCAUUCUCGUUCGUUCGUUUCGUCAAUGAACUCCGAUGUCUGUUAAACGCGCGGUACCUGUGUGUGUGUGAUUAUUCGUCGGAUUAUUCUCGAGGAUCCAGCUGUUACUACUCGUGUCGAGGAUAGAGUAGCCGAGUGUGUUGUGAAGUUUACACGACGACGUGCCAGGUCGGAUAGACCGGAAUCCCAGAAGACGUAGAGAAUCGGUUCGGAAGUGGAGUUUCAAGCUAUCGGAGAACUAAAUUCAUUGAAACUUAUCAGCUAUCUCGGCCAACUUGCUACCCCGCCAACAGGAUAUCCGAAGGGGUGAGAGAGAGGGGUAGGAAUCGUCUAUUCGCUCGCAGCCAGACACAGUCGGCGAGGAUGAAGGGGCUGCUAUUCCUGAUGAGCAUGAUGGCUCGGUUUGUCGCGGCGGAAGUUUUCCUCGGCAACGUCGAUGAGCCGAUCCCGAUGUCAAACGUGUCGGCUGUGGUUGGCUUGAAAGCUGUAAUACCUUGCAACAUUGAUCCAUUGAGAAAAAGCGAGGCGGUGAGCAUGGUUUUUUGGUACAAAGACAAGAGGGAUGGCGAACCGAUAUGCAGCUUGGAUGCUCGCGGCAGAUCGAUAGCUCAGGCGAGGUUCUGGUCAGAUCCAUACGUGUUCGGUAAAAGGGCGACCAUGAGGACGAACGUGGAAUCUGUGAAAUUGGAAAUCAAUCCUUUGGAAGCAACCGAUGCAGGGCUGUAUAGAUGCAGGAUGGAUUACAAAAAUAGUCCGACGAGAAAUCACAAGGUUAACCUCACAGUGAUAGUCCCGCCAAACAAACCGGUGAUUUACACCGGGGUCGGUAGAACUUUGGCUAAUAUGCUGCAACCCUUCAAUGAGGGCAGCGACUUGUCCUUACUAUGCGAAGUAAUAGGGGGUUCACCGCCGCCGAAGGUUACGUGGCACUUUGAAGAGAAAAUAUUGGAUGAUACGUAUAAACUAGAACAUGGAAGCAUCACGAUAAAUGGUCUUCAUAUCAGCAAAAUAAGUAGGGAUUUCCUGAGGGCUAAAUUAAUCUGUCAGGCGAACAACACGCAUCUUGUUCCAGCAUUGACGUCUGAGAUUGUUUUAGAUAUUAAUUUAAAGCCACUAAUAGUGAAUAUCACAAACAAGCGAGCACAUUUAUCGGCGCUAAGAACGUACGAAAUUGAAUGCGUCAGUUCGGGUUCCAGACCGGAAGCUGUGAUCACAUGGUGGAAGGGAAACCACCAGGUGAAACACAUGGCCAGAAAUUUUGCAGAUAGUCCGAACAUUACGAGAAGUAUUUUAAGUUACGUACCUACUAUGGAGGACGAUGGAAAAUAUCUGACUUGUCGGGCAGAGAAUCCAGUUGUACCUGACAGCGCGCUGGAAGACAGAUGGCGGCUGCUAGUUUAUUAUGCACCAAUAGUGACAAUCAAGCUAGGUUCGAGUCUAAAAGCGAACGAUAUAAAUGAGGGGGACGACGUGUACUUCGAAUGCGACAUACAAGCGAAUCCGAAGGCGUACAAGCUGGUAUGGUACAAAGACAGCAAAGAGUUGCAUCAGAAUGCGACUGCUGGAAUUUUUCUUCCAAGCGGGCAAUCUCUAGUUUUGCAAAGCGUGACUAGAAAUUCCGCCGGUGAAUAUUCCUGUAUGGCAGCCAAUGUCGAAGGGAAAUCAAUCAGUAGGCCUGUUACUCUCGAAGUAUUAUAUGCACCGAUCUGCAAGGAAGGUUCGUCUACUCAAGUGGUCGGUGCUUUAAAGCACGAGACGAUCUCGUUGGUAUGUGGAGUACAAUCGAAACCACCGCCCACUACUUUCCACUGGACCUUCAAUAAUUCCGGGGAGCUGAUGAAUGUGCCUGCCAAUAGAUUUACACAUGUCAAACCUCUGAGUCUGAUCACUAGCCACUGGCACGGGUCCAGGUUGAAUUACACUCCGGCGAACGACAUGGACUACGGAACGGUCGCUUGUUGGGCUAAAAAUCGGAUAGGGGUGCAAAAGACGCCGUGUGUUUUUCAGAUCAUCGUGGCCGGGAAACCGUAUCCCUUGCAAAAUUGUACGGCACUUCAGUCGACCGGACCCUAUGCGUAUCGAAUGGGUCACGAGGACUUUAAAGCCACCGACUCGAGAGACGCUGACUGGUUGAUUGUCAAAUGCUCGGAGGGAUUUGAUGGCGGUUUGCCCUUGACUAAUUACGAACUGGAGGUCUAUAGCGAGGAGAACGUUAAUCACGUCAAUAUCAUCUACUUGAACCGCACAGAGAGAUCCAGUUCAUCUGGUCCGGUUUUCGAAGUUCCUGGAUUAGAACCUGGUCGUAACUAUAGGCUACAUCUCUACGCAGUCAAUGCCAAAGGACGUAGUGAUCCUGUUGUCCUUGAACCAGUCACGCUGAAGGGAGUCGCUAUGUAUACCACUGGACGCGAAACUUCGGAGGAGAGCACGGACUAUAGCCUUCUGGUUGCUUGUUUCGCCGGGGGUGUAACAGCUGUCUGCAUCCUGGUCGUCGGUGUAACUCUGACCUUGUAUCGUCGUAGCCAUCCGAUGCAAUCGAUGAAAACGCACACGGAAAUGGUGCAAUACGGGAACAAAGAGGGUAGGGUGGUGAUAACCCCUGUGAGUAAAGAAUCGAGGGAAAAGAUCAAGGGGUCGAUCCCGGUCGACGCGGGGGACGACGACCCGGAUGUUAUUCCAAACAAGGUGGACAAGAGACCGGAUAUCUUCGAGCCGAAUUAUGGGACCACGAAACCGGAAAGGACGAAAGACUUCGGUCGUUUGGAGGAGCUUGAUUAUCCGUCGCCAUCAUCGGUGCUACAUACUAAGAACUCCUGGGUAUAUCCAAAUGGCUACACGGAGAAGACGGAGAAGAGUCUGAGCCCUUUGCGGCCCAGCACACUUCCGGUCCAUCGUAGCCACGAUAUCUACACGAGAAGUUCUCGAGUCCAAGAAAGUUGUAUAUAAACGGUUUCUCGUUCGACUGAGACUCGUAAAUUGAUGGGUCAAUCUUUUUGCUUCAUUGCUCUCUUCGGAUUGUGUUGUGGCGGGUGUGUUGUAUAAAAUCGGAGCGAUGUUUUGUAAUGGAUUUGUUAGUAGAACUACCUGGCAAACCCUUUCCUUGAUCAUGGGCUGGUUAAAGUGAAUAUCAGCCAGAGAAUAUUAUACGAGGUUUGUGUAAAAAAUUUCGUGAUCUUCAUAUUUCUUUUUCAAACAAAAUUAUUUCAUUUUCAUAGAUAAUAAUUUUCAAUCGAUUUAUUAUAAAAUCAAAUAACACUUUUUGAUUCCAUUUGCUAAGGAAGAAAUUAAUUACUGACAUCUCUAAUGAGAAGUGUAGGUAAUACUAGUCAAAUAAUCAUUACUUGUGUUCUAAUCAUUCAAGUAAUAAUUCAUUAGAUUAAUAUUUCUUUAAAAAAACAUAAGCCCAAGAAAAUUUGAAAAAUAAAAUGAACAAUGCUGAAUUCGAUUAAAUCUCCAAGUAAAUGACAAAGUCUCUCACAUCACCCUUUUCACGUCAAAUUGCGAUUGAUUCAUGCCAAAAGCAUCAAACACAAUUAAAGAUGUUUGUAAAUAGACAAUAAAUAUCUUUAAGAUUUCCCCGCUGAGCUAUCAAAGUUUCGACCUUAUUUUUCACCAGGACUAAUUAAUCGUAAGUAGAUAUAAGUAAAGGAGUGUCAGAUUCAUCAUCACGAACGACUCGAUUUACGACGUUUGUACAUAGACAAUAAAAUUUCCUUCCUUAAAUGUUCGUCUCCUUGUCAGAAUCUUCCCGUACUUCCAGCCUCAUUGUGGUCUCGUGUCGAUUAUUUCUUUAAUGAGGAUAAUUGGUGUCUUGUAAGAGUGUGCGUGUUUCAUUUGCGAACGCGUUACCACGUCGCGUUGAAACUCUUAAUGAGCAUGUAAACGUUUGUAUAUAUGGAUAAUAAACCUUGUUGUUUAAUAA
Messenger RNA from Osmia bicornis bicornis, 4746 nucleotides. RefSeq names its product hemicentin-2-like. The record is from RefSeq and is a predicted model, not a curated record. The transcript is spliced from 9 exons. Gene Ontology annotation, molecular function: protein binding. Lineage: Eukaryota; Metazoa; Arthropoda; Insecta; Hymenoptera; Megachilidae. Bases 1188 to 3770 code for a protein of 860 amino acids.